UUUGAUAAUUUAUGAUAAACUUCUAUUAGUUCUCAAAAUCGCUUGAGCAGAUGAUUGGUACUGUUCUGCUUCCUUUAUCAUUAGACAGUCGAACUAAAUUAAAGCUCCAGAAAAUCAGAGUCUAAAUCCUAAUUUCUGAACUAAAGAAUACUACAGGAACAAUCUAAUGGGCACACACAGCUGCAUGCUCAGAUACAUAUAUAUAUAUGUGUGUGUGUGUGUGUGUAUGGGUAUGGCUUGUGUACAGAAAAGCUGCAGUUACAGAAAUCAUUUAUCCAGCAAUAUUAAAUGCAGGCAAGAAAAGUCAUCCUCAAAGCCAUCUUAUAUUUCAAAUACCAAUUCCACAUCUUAAAGAAAUUAUAUGCAGUACUGAUGUUUCAAUUACCUUAGGCUUUUCUUUCGUUAUUAUGAACUGUCCUGUGACCCCGCAUGGCUUCUGAUCCUGUAAUGGAUCCAUAAACCACUUUUUAAAUUGCCAGGGCUUUCAUAUUCACCACCUUAUAAUUUUUGACAUCACUAUACCAAGUUUGGCUCGUCUUGAUUGUACACCUAUUGAGUUCUGUACCAAAGAUUCAUCUCUGGAUAUCUGAGGCACCUCGCUACUUGCAGCGUUCUGAUGUCAAUUCCCUUUGAAAAUCAAAACAGCAAACAUUGAUAGAAUUCACCAACAGAAUUCAUAAGCGUGAAUUAUCAUCUCCUCAGAAUUAGGUGCACAAGUGCCAGUGGCUUGAAAACCUCCUCCUGGGUAAGAGAAGGCACUUGCACAAACCCAUCUAAAAUUUUGCUAAACAAUUUCAUGUCAGUCAUCUUGUGCACAUCAAGCAAUUGUGUCCUACUAUAUCUAAAAGGACCACGUUCACAUUUGUCCAAGCUGGUUCUCUAUAAUCAAGAAUGACUAGAAAUACUGCCCACAGUGCUUCCACUAGUAUUAACCGAUAGGAACAAAUACAGAAGCCGGGAAGAAGAAAACAGGAGUAGCAGUCUCUGCAGCAGCGGCAACAAGCAUGUUAUCAAAGGGCAGGCGGAAAAUUCUUCAUUAUAGCAACUGCGCUGGGGCUAGCUUGCAAGCAGGGGAAUUGAUUCCUGGGGGUUGUUAGCAACUAUUCAUCUUCAUUAAUUUCUUCUGGUACUCUUAUCCCUAUUCCUUAGUUGAUUGGUAUUGAGAGAAUGAGCAAAGUAAGGAGAGCUACCGAUUGUAAUACAAUAGUGAAUAUAAUUGGUUCAAAGCUGUUUCAAGUUGUUUACAAAUAGCAUUGAGCACGCACGUCCGAAAAAUUGAAGCACGGCCCAAAAAUUAGAGCACGCCCGUCUACACGUCCUGCUUAUUUUGUGCAACGCCCCAAACUGAGAUGGCGGGAAUCUUCCCGCCAUUAAUUUGAAAAACUUUGCCUUUCCCUUAUUUAUUUAAACCCUCAAAUCCAUCUCUAUUCUUACUCUCAAAACUCACUCCUAGUUUCCAUAUCUUGUUGCUAACUAGUUUUUCGAAUCCAGUAUGGUUCAAGCGGUUCAAAACAGUAGCCAUCAAAUCAAGGAGCCAGCUCCAAAGAUCCCAAAGCUUCAAGAGAAUUGCGCUCAUGAAGUCUCAGAAAAUCCCAUCUCUCUAUUUAGGGUUAAAAAGCUCUCUGAUAAAGCUAUUUUGCCCGCUAGAGCCUCUGCUCUUUCUGCAGGCUAUGAUCUCUCCAGUGCAACUGGGACUAAAGUGCCUGCUAGAGGUAAAACUCUUAUUCCAACAGAUUUGAGCAUUGCCAUACCUGAAGGAACAUAUGCUCGCAUUGCGCCGAGAUCGGGACUAGCAUGGAAGCAUUCGAUUGACGUUGGUGCAGGUGUGAUUGAUGCUGAUUAUAGAGGCCCAGUUGGGGUUAUACUGUUUAAUCAUUCGGAUGCGGAUUUUGAGGUCAAAGCAGGAGAUCGUGUUGCCCAGUUGAUUAUCGAGAAGAUCAUGACUCCUGAUGUUUUUGAAGUUGAGGAUUUGGAUGCGACCGCUAGAGGUGAAGGAGGUUUCGGCUCAACAGGCGUUUAAGUGUGUUUAUUAGUUGAUGCUAUUAUCGAUGACAUCUCUUGCUGUUUUUUCCCAUGAAGGUUUUCUUAGAUAGCUUGGUUGAGUAAUUUUAGUGAACAGAUGAUUUUCUCAAAGAUUAAAGGAGGGAAGUCCUUGCUCUGCAAGUGGUUGUCAAGUAAAUUUGAAUCUGGAAUGUCAUGAACAAAUUCUUACAUCUAAUUUUACCCCAAAAUUAUUCACUAGUA
Messenger RNA from Manihot esculenta (cassava), 2244 nucleotides. RefSeq names its product deoxyuridine 5'-triphosphate nucleotidohydrolase. NCBI's taxonomy places the organism in Eukaryota, Viridiplantae, Streptophyta, Magnoliopsida, Malpighiales, Euphorbiaceae. The transcript is spliced from 3 exons. The coding region runs from base 1493 to 2020 and encodes 175 amino acids. Gene Ontology annotation, molecular function: magnesium ion binding; dUTP diphosphatase activity. The record is from RefSeq and is a predicted model, not a curated record. Gene Ontology annotation, biological process: dUTP catabolic process; dUMP biosynthetic process.